AUGAAGCCAUCGGACUUGCUGCUGGUGUUGCAAAAGAAAUGUCUAAAUACCCUGGAUCUGACAUCCUUGGGCAUUGGGUCAUGUUGCGGCACCGGCAUGUACCUGGUUGCUGGCCUGGUGGCCCAAAGGAUGGCUGGACCCGGUGUGGUGAUUAGUUUUAUUAUAGCCGCCAUAGCAAGCAUAUUCUCAGGCGCUUGCUAUGCGGAAUUUGGCGUUCGAGUGCCACACACUUCCGGCUCAGCCUAUAUGUAUUCAUAUGUGGCAGUUGGAGAAUUUGUAGCUUUUAUAAUUGGUUGGAACAUGAUAUUGGAAUAUCUAAUAGGAACAAGUGCCUGUGCAUGUGCAUUAAGCUCAAGUUUUGAUUCAUUGACGGGCAAUGCCAUUGCGACUGCGAUGAGUGAGUCAAUUGGCACCAUAUUUGGCAAACCACCUGACUUUAUAGCCUUUGGCAUAACACUCAUCAUGACCAGCGUUUUGGCGAUGGGCGCCAGCAAAUCUGUUAUCUUCAAUCACACCCUAAAUGCCAUCAAUCUGGCCACGUGGGUGUUCGUUAUGGCCGCAGGGCUCUUUUACGUUGAUACGAAAACGUGGUCGGAGCAUCAGGGCUUUCUGCCCUAUGGCUGGAGUGGCGUUUUCUCGGGUGCCGCCACCUGUUUCUAUGCAUUUAUUGGUUUCGAUAUCAUCGCAACCACCGGCGAGGAGGCGCACAAUCCGCAAAAGAGCAUACCGAAGGCAAUCGUUGGCUCCCUCAUCGUUGUCCUCAUUGCCUAUGUCAGCGUUAGUCUAGUCCUUACUUUAGUCGUGCCCUAUGAUCACAUCAAUGUGGGCGCCGCUCUAGUGCAGAUGUGGUCCUAUGUGAAUGCGCCCAAGUGCCGUGCUGUGGUUGCGGUUGGUGCCACAGCUGGCCUCUCGGUGGCCAUGUUUGGUUCAAUGUUUCCGAUGCCGCGCGUCAUCUACGCCAUGGCCCAGGAUGGCUUGAUAUUCAGGCAAUUGUCGCAUCUGUGGCAGCGCACAAACGUGCCCGGCUUGGCGACGGUGGGCAGCGGACUGGCCGCCGCGCUGGUUGCCCUAACCGUGCGGCUGGACAUUCUCGUGGAGAUGAUGUCGAUCGGCACGCUGCUGGCCUACACCCUGGUGUCCACCUGUGUGCUGGUGCUGCGCUAUCAGCCGCAUAGCACGUCGCUGGUGGAGCUGCUGCCGGCGCAGUUGCGCACGCCGCUGGCGCCGGGCACCGCCACGGAUCCGCAUGCUCGUCCGUCGGAGGUCCUCGAGCCGACUAAGCUAACGAUCAAGCGUGUGACGCGCGGCAUGUCCGACUCGGACGAUUCGUUUAUCGAUGACAGUCCGGAGGGCUAUUUGGGUGGGCGGGACGAUCAGUUUUUGGUGUCGGAUCGCUCCGAGAACAAGUUCUAUGGCAGCGUCCAUGGUGCCCCCACCGGACCCACUGGACAGGCCACCGCCUUUGAUACGAUGGGCCUUAAUUUUAUAACGCGCAAGAUUCAUGACUAUGCGUACCUGUGCCCCGGUUUCUUUCCCUGGGUGAAUCCUGGUCAGGCGACCUCCGAAAGUGGCAUGUAUGUCACGAAACUAGUUGGAAUCAUGUUCGGUCUCAUAUUCUUCUUGGAUUUGUUCGCGGCCAUCGGUUGGUCCGGCGGCCUCGCCAUCUUCAUUUAUAUCAUUUUAUUUAUCGGCAUAUUUGUGAUAUUAUUGAUUAUAUCGAGACAACCACAGAAUAGAUAUGCACUUGCGUUUUUAACGCCUGGACUUCCAUUUAUUCCGGCUAUCGCAAUAACUGUUAACAUUUAUUUAAUAUUUAAGCUAAGCAUACUGACCCUCAUUAGGUUCACUGUAUGGAUGACUCUCGGCUUCAUAAUGUACUUCUACUACGGCAUCACGCACAGCAGCAUGGAGCAGACCAGCGACGAGCUCGAGCUGCAUGUCGACAAGGAUUAUAGCAAAAACGUGGAUGACAAAGCCGUUUGGGAUCAGCAGUCCUACAACCAGACGCAUGAACCCGUCUGGGCCAGCAAGGAAGUGAAGCAGUCCACAAGUAAGUCACGCCCUAGAUUCAUAGACUCAUGA
Molecule: messenger RNA, 2082 nt
Organism: Drosophila arizonae
Lineage: Eukaryota; Metazoa; Arthropoda; Insecta; Diptera; Drosophilidae
Product: solute carrier family 7 member 14
Biological process (GO): amino acid transport; transmembrane transport
Cellular component (GO): plasma membrane
Molecular function (GO): amino acid transmembrane transporter activity
Source: RefSeq, a predicted model, not a curated record